AUGGCGGCUCCGUUUGCCAACUUAUACACCCAUCGAAAGGUGGCCGAGGCUGCCGCCAAAGCGUGCGACGUCUGCUACAAGCCCAGCACAUCGGUGCUCAUCACGCCAGACAAAAAGGAUUUCUUCUACAUCUGCCCCGUGCACCUAAAGGAUCGUAGCUUUUGUAGUCCCAAGAUUGACGAAGAUGCGGUCAAGGCCAAGCGGGAGAAGGAGUUGGCUGAGGAGAAGGAGAAGUUGAAGAAGGAAUAUGAAGAGAGGCAGCGUAAGAAGAAGGAAAAGGAGAAGGAGAAGGAGAAAGAGAAGGAAAAGGGUAAAGACAAGAAAGAUAAGGACAAGGACAAAGACAAGGACAAGGACAAAGAAAAGAAGGAGGAUAAGGAUGAAGAUGAAGAAAAGAGCACUGGUGAAGAGACUCCUAAAGAGGAGGAAGAGCCGCGCGUUUUUGAACUCAAGAGUGUCUUCUACCAGCAGCGGUUACAACGCAAGCGUCAAGCAGAAGCUGCCAAGCGAGACCGCGAAAGAGCAUCUCAACCCAAUUACUUCCCAUCUGUACCGACUGGAGCACCUAAACGAUAA
Molecule: messenger RNA, 576 nt
Organism: Trichoderma asperellum CBS 433.97
Lineage: Eukaryota; Fungi; Ascomycota; Sordariomycetes; Hypocreales; Hypocreaceae
Biological process (GO): vacuolar transport
Cellular component (GO): endosome
Source: RefSeq, a predicted model, not a curated record